Messenger RNA from Sabethes cyaneus, 3552 nucleotides. RefSeq lists its product as uncharacterized. The transcript has 3 exons. NCBI's taxonomy places the organism in Eukaryota, Metazoa, Arthropoda, Insecta, Diptera, Culicidae. Gene Ontology annotation, molecular function: nucleic acid binding. The record is from RefSeq and is a predicted model, not a curated record. Bases 1 to 3552 code for a protein of 1183 amino acids. Gene Ontology annotation, biological process: DNA integration.
AUGGUAUACGGACCAGAGCGCCACGCACCGACGGCUGAGACUCGUUUGAAUUUCCACGCAUUUGAUCCGAUCUCAAACGAAGGCCUUCACGAUCUACUCCGUGAGCAGUACGUUUUAGACGACACCAAUGCCGCUUCCGCAGGGCUGCUUGAGUCGACGGAGAAUCAGCGAGCACGGAAAAUCCUUCAAGCUACUACAGUAAAAGUAGGUGACCGAUUUGAAACGGGACUGCUGUGGCGUGACGACGUGCGACGAUUUCCUGAUAGUUAUCCCAUGGCCGUUCGGAGAAUGAAAGCGUUAGAGAAGAAGCUAGAUAAAGAUCCAGAACUACACCGAAAUGUGCAUCAGCAAAUACGUGAUUACGUUAUCAAGGGCUACGCGCAUAAAGCGACGGCUGAGGAGCUAGCGGAACCGAAUCGAGCGAAGGUAUGGUAUCUUCCGCUGAACGUUGUGCUAAAUCCACGAAAACCGGGGAAGGUACGUCUAGUUUGGGACGCGGCGUCAACCGUGAACGGAGUGUCGCUGAACAGUGAGCUGUUGUCAGGACCUGAUAUGCUGCAAUCUCUCCCAACGGUGAUCAAUCGUUUUCGAGAACGACGCAUUGCUUUCGGCGGCGAUAUACAGGAGAUGUAUCACCAGAUUCGAAUCCGAUCCGAAGACAAGCCGGCCCAGAGGUUCCUCUUUCGUGCGUGCCCAACUGACGAGCCCGAGGUGUACGUAAUGGACGUCGCUACUUUCGGGUCUACCUGCUCUCCGUGUUCAGCUCAAUUCAUCAAGAACCUGAACGCGUCUGAGUUUGCGGAGGAGUUUCCUGAAGCUGCGGCGGCGGUAGUAAACAAUCACUACGUAGAUGAUUACUACGACAGCGCUGACUCUGUGGAGCAGGCUACCAAGAUGGCCAGGGAUGUAAAAUACAUCCACUCUCGCGGCGGGUUCUACAUUAGGAAUUGGGUAUCAAACUCGCCGGAGUUCCUGCAAAACAUUGGUGAGUCGUCUCAAAAACCCAUUCACUUCAAUCGGGAUAAAGAUACGAUGGUCGAACGUGUGCUGGGGAUUAUUUGGGAUCCAACUGAAGACGUUUUUCGCUUUUCUACCGCCGUGCGGGAUGAAUAUCAGCCUGUGCCAUCCCUGUUCGGAAGGAUGCUGAUUCAGGAUUUGUGGAGGACUGGUUGCGAUUGGGACGAUCCAGUGGACGAUACGUCAUUUGAAAAAUGGAUGCGAUGGACGAAAGUACUACCUCAAAUUGCCGCAAUCAAGGUGCCACGUAGUUACUUCGGGGAUGCCAAGUUCGACGACAUCGAGAACGUUCAGCUCCACAUCCUAACGGACGCAAGCAAGGGAGCCUACGGUUGUGUCGCCUACCUUCGAGCGAGAGUGAACGGUGAAGUAAGGUGUGUUCUAGUGGCAAGCCGGGUGAAAGUAGCACCCCUGAAACCGACCUCCGUUCCGCGACUGGAGUUGCAAGCAGCUGUUCUGGGUGCGAGACUGGCAGCAGUGGUGCGGAAGAAUCAUUCCUUCAACAUAAGUCGACAGUUCUUCUGGACGGACUCGACCACUGUGCUUUCAUGGAUCAAGUCGGAUCAGCGGCGUUAUAAAGAGUACGUCGGUCUGCGCAUCGGGGAGAUCCUGACCUUUAGUAGGCUUCCGGAGUGGCAUUGGAUCCCCACAAAGUUAAACGUGGCGGAUCAACUAACAAAAUGGACACGAGAUCCAGAAAUGAGCUCCGCCGACAUCUGGUUUAACGGCCCGGAGUUCAUGUACAACGCAGAAGAAGACUGGCCGAAGCAGAAAAUACCGCAAGCGUCAACGAAGGAAGAGUUGCGGGCGCAUCUUCUAAUUCACGAUGUGGCACUCCCAGCUGCCGUGAUUGAUAUCCAGCGAGUGUCAAAAUGGACGGUGUUAGUUCGUACGGUAGCGACAGUAUUCCGUUUUCUAUCAAACUGUAGAAGAAAGGUGAAGGGAUUGCCGCUAGAGACGUUGAGAGCCACACCGGGGCAGGCGAAGAUGUUGAAGGCGGAAACGUAUCCAGUUGUGAGAGUUUCGUUGCAGCAGUGUGAGUUCGAGAAAGCGGAACGAAUACUGAUGAAGAUGGCGCAGGCCGAGGCGUACGGUGCAGAAAUAAAGAUUCUCCUGAAGAAUAGGGAACUACCAGCAGACAAAUGGCUACAGGUCGAAAAAUCUAGCUUGCUGUACAAGCUAACUCCGCUUAUCGACGACCAAGGAAUCAUUCGCUCAGAAGGUCGUUCGGAACGAGCCGAGUUUCUGCUGUUCGAUCUUCGUUUCCCUAUCAUCCUGCCGAGGGAACAUGGUGUUACGGCGAAAAUAGUGCAGCAUUUCCACGAAAGAUUCGGACAUGGCUACCGUGAAACGGUGAAAAUAGAGCUUCGUCAACGCUUCCUGAUCCCGAAAGUCGGCGCAAUUAUCGCAGAUGCUGCGAGAUCGUGCAUAUGGUGCAAGGUGAACCGAAAUCGACCGCAGAUUCCUAGGAUGGCUUCCUUACCAGUUCAACGGUUGACCCCCCACCUGCGUCCUUUCAGCUACGUUGGUGUCGAUUAUCUCGGCCCUUUUACGGUAUUGUCAGGUCGACGCAGCGAUAAACGGUGGAUCGUCAUCUUCACGUGCUUUGUAGUUCGGGCUAUUCAUCUGGAGGUCGCUCAUUCGUUGACGACGCAAUCCUGUCUCAUGGCCAUCCGUCGUUUCAUUAGCUAUCGUGGUCCUCCCUUGGAGCUCUUUUCUGAUAACGGGACGAACUUUAAGGGAGCUAGCAAGGAGAUAGCGGCCAAGAUUCGGGAUAUCGACGAAGAGUGUGCAAAUGAAUUGACGUCAGCACGUACAAAGUGGUCGUUCAACCCUCCAGCCACCCCUCAUAUGGGCGGGGUCUGGGAGAGGCUUGUCCGGUCCGUAAAAGAUGUACUAGUGGCAUUGGAUGAUGGCAGACGAUUGACGGAUGAAAUUCUGCUGACGUCAAUCGCAGAAGCAGAAGAUAUCGUCAACUCGAGACCUCUUGUCUACGCAUCGCAGGAAUCGGAUGAAGCUGAAGCGCUCACGCCGAAUGAACCGUGGCAAGGAGCUCCACCUGUGAACCCGGCGGGAGCACUGAGGGACUCGUAUCGUCGAUCGCAACAGUUAACGGAAGAUAUGUGGCGACGAUGGAUCCGUGAAUAUGUUCCGUCAGUCAACCAACGUUCUAAAUGGUUCGCCGAGGCAAGGAAACUAAAGGCAGGCGAUCUUGUAUAUGUGGUAGAAGGUGGAAAAAGGAAGUGCUGGGUGCGUGGCGUUGUCGAAGAGCCAAUCAUAUCCAGUGACGGGAGAGUUCGACAGGCAUGGAUUCGAACAACAAGUGGUAUCAGCAAACGAGCUACAGCGAACCUAGCAGUGCUGGAAAUUCGAGAUGGUGACGCUGAGUCGGAAGUCGCUUCCGGUACAGGAUCACGGGCAGGGCUAACCGGUAAAAAUCUGCUGCAAAUUGUGAUGCAGGACGUUAUCGACUCGACAACUGAAAGCACUUGCAGUUUGUCCGCAUCCAUUCGGGACUCAAUCCGUUUCGAAUAG